AUGGCAGCUCAAGACCGUCAUCCGCUUCCUGCGCCCCCAGGUCAACAGCAGACCUUCUCUCCACCGCAAUAUUACAACUCGGCACAGCAGCAGCAGCAGCAGCAGCAGUUCCAGCAACCUCAAUAUCAGCAACAGCCACAACAGUACCAACAAGGUCCCCCACCAGUUCAGAAGCCCCGUCCGAGAUCAAGAGGCUUUAGCUUCAAGUCAGAGAAGUCGCAUAAGAGCAGUGGCAGCAAGGACAAGGUACACUUGGUCGAGACACAUACCGAGAAGGAAGCCAAGCGCCUUCACAGUAAAGCCGAUCCGACUUUGGCCAUGAACGAGGCCGAACCAGCUGUUGUUGCGGCAACUGGCAAAUCGCAAUUGGCUUCUCUGCGAGGCGUCCAGCAUAGAGAUGCUUUUGGCAAUCCCAUUGCUGAUCCCGAUCGAUCCAACCCCACUCGAAGCCGAUGGGAGCGCCCAUUAGACACAAUUCGAAGUUUCGAAGCAGCCAUUGAUGGUGGCUAUAACAGGAAGUCUUUCAUUCGAUCAGACACAGAAUCCGUUGCCAAUUGGAACAAACGAAGCAGUUAUUAUGGCAACAACGGUGGUCGCUUCCCUCAGGACAGCUACUAUGGCGGACGUCCUACUUCGACGAUCAGGGCCAACGACAGUCAACUCGACUUUAGACAAGGAGCAAUGACUCGUGAUGGUCUGUACGAACAAGGAGGUCAAAAUGGUGCAUAUCCGAACCCACAAUUCGGACGCCAGAGAUACCCCCGAACCGCUUCGGAACCGCAUUUCAACAAUUUCCGACAAGGGGAGCAGAACAUUUAUCCAGUACCCAACAACCAUCGAUCCUAUGAGACAGUGGCAUCGGGAUCGGGAGGAAGUGGUCUUUCGGGCGAACAGGCUGGUUAUCAGACCGAUCCCACGAGCAGCGAUAACAGCUCCAUUGAGCGUCGUCAAUCCCCGCCGAAGCGCCAGGAGCCUGUGAACGAUUAUGGAAUUGGCUUCAACCAGACCCCCGAGUACCAGCCUUCCGCCUUCACUGUCGGUAUGAACGGUCAGCCGCAGGGUCAUAUGCAGCAGAAUGGUUACCAGAAUGCAGCAGUGGCUGCGCCGCCGGUGCCGCGAAAGGAUGCUUCCAUGUUGAGGAAGCCUACGACCAACACGUCCAUGAAUAGCUACCAGCAGCAACGACCAGAUAUGGGCGAGAAGCGCAAGAGCUGGUUCACACGCAGAUUCAGCAAGCAAUCUUAG
This is a messenger RNA of Phaeoacremonium minimum UCRPA7, 1245 nucleotides long. RefSeq lists its product as hypothetical. The record is from RefSeq and is a predicted model, not a curated record. NCBI's taxonomy places the organism in Eukaryota, Fungi, Ascomycota, Sordariomycetes, Togniniales, Togniniaceae. The transcript has 5 exons. Bases 1 to 1245 code for a protein of 414 amino acids.